Macrobrachium nipponense is the source of this 2850-nucleotide messenger RNA. Its product is annotated as isovaleryl-CoA dehydrogenase, mitochondrial-like. Gene Ontology annotation, molecular function: 3-methylbutanoyl-CoA dehydrogenase activity; flavin adenine dinucleotide binding. Gene Ontology annotation, biological process: L-leucine catabolic process. Gene Ontology annotation, cellular component: mitochondrion. The record is from RefSeq and is a predicted model, not a curated record. NCBI's taxonomy places the organism in Eukaryota, Metazoa, Arthropoda, Malacostraca, Decapoda, Palaemonidae.
ACUUAAGCCCCAGCUGAGCUGGGUCUGCUGGCAAGCUUGAAGCAGCUAAAUUCAAGGUCUUCUAUAUUUUCUUAAAUUUUAUGUGAUAUUGCUCAGACUCAAAAUGAUCGGGCCUUUAGCUUCUCGCCAAAUCGGACAUACUCUCCGUAAGACACUAUCCCUAAGGUAUGCGGGGGCUGUCACCUCUCAAAUAAGGAACCAUGGAGCUUACUACCCCAUAGAUGACACCGUCUUUGGCCUUACGGAAGAGCAGCGUCAGCUUCGGAAGACUGUUUUUGACUUUGCUCAGAAAGAGCUGGCUCCCAAGGCUGCAGAAAUUGAUAAAGAAAACAACUUUUCAGAACUUAGGGUUUAUGCCAAAACUGAUCCCAAGGCAUCCAAAGCCCAGCAUGGUGUAUCAGCUUUUAUUAUAGAGAAAGGCAUGAAAGGAUUCAGCACAGCACAGAAGCUUGACAAACUUGGCAUGCGAGGCUCCAAUACUUGUGAACUUAUCUUUGAAGAUUGCAAAGUACCAGCUUCAAAUAUGCUUGGUCAUCUGAAUAAAGGCAUAUAUGUAUUGUUUUCUGGUCUUGAUCUGGAGAGACUAGUAUUAGCAGCUGGACCUGUUGGCUUGAUGCAGGCUGCUUGCGAUGCAGCUUUCGAAUACGUUCAUGUUCGCAAACAGUUUAACACACGAAUUGGAGAGUUCCAGCUGAUGCAGGGUAAAAUUGCUGACAUGUAUUGCACUUUGAAUGCGUGUAGAUCAUACUUGUAUUGUGUAGCACGUGCAUGUGAUCUGGGUCACUUCAACAAUAAAGAUUGUGCUGGUGUCAUACUCUACUGUGCUGAGAAAGCAACUCAAGUGUGUUUGGAAGCCAUACAAUGUUUAGGUGGAAAUGGGUACAUCAAUGACUAUCCCACUGGAAGGCUCCUGAGAGAUGCAAAGUUGUAUGAGAUUGGAGCAGGAACUAGUGAAAUCCGACGCCUUGUCAUUGGUAGGGCACUCAAUAUAGAGUACAAAUAAUUGAGUAGUGUAAUGGGUUAUUAAAUAUAUAAGCUUAAGUGGGGCUCUUUUGGGGAAAUAACACUGCCCUAAUAGGUAGCUGCUGUUUGUGAUGUAAAUACUCUGGGAACAGUAUUGUGUUGUAUAAAUCUGAUAGUUCAUUUAUUUUGAUUAGCUUAGUUCAUAAGUAGUUUCUAUACAUACUAUAAUGUGUAUAGGUGAAAUUUAGAAUAAAAUUUUGGGGGGGUAAUUUUUUAAAACAAAUAUAAGAAUACAUGAAUUUUAAUUGUCAUUUAUCAGAAGAAAUGGCCAAAACUCCCAUUAUUUGGUAGGGGUACUCUAGUUCUGGAUAUACUGUAAUUUUUUGUACUGUAAAAUUUAUUUUAUUUUAAUUUCCUUUGUCUGCAUGUCAUUCGAAGAAUCUUGAAGAUAUAAAUUACAGUCUGUUAGUUCAGGUUAUAGCCUGUAUUGUAACGUAUUUGCAUUUGUAAUGUUGAAUUUCCUGAAUAUUUAAGAAACUAAAUUUUUUACAAAUAUAAUCAGGAUAUCUCAGUAGCCAAUUGAUGUAUAAAAUUUAGUUACUAAAUGGCGAGUGUGGUAGUUUUGGAGGAUUUGGAUAAGCCUAGUAAUGUUUAAAUUGUUUAAAUUUAAUGUUUAAAGCUGUUUGGUUAAAUGGUGAGUUUUAUUCCAUUAUAAUUUUCAGUGAUGGUAGCAAACAUUAAAUUCUUGGAAAUGCAGAAAAGUGGACUAUUUUUACGUACUCCAUUUUUUCAAGAAUAUGUAUUUGUUUGAUACUAUAAUUACAAACUAUUGUAAUAAAUUUUAUUUUUGUUCAGAAAAUUUCUCCAGUUUCUCCUUAUAUAAAGAUUACAUCCAAUGCAGGAAUUUGAUACUAUCUGCUAUACAUUCUGUAGAUUUGUUUACAUUUAAGAGAUUUUGUUUGUGUAUCCCUUGGAAGACAUAAUGGUUUCCAGGCAAAAUGUAGUUGGAACAAAACCCACUUUCAUUAACCAAGAUUAUUAUCUGAAAUCAGAAAAUCUGAAUAAUUUAGUACCAAAGUUCACCAGUUCAUGUCAGCUACGAGUCAGUAUGUUGAUGUGAUUGAUUGCUAUUCUUCAUUUAGAUAUUAAUGCUCCAGAGUAAAUUCUUGAAUCUCAAUUUUUUUUCUUCACUAUAUUAGAAAUAUGACUGGAUAUUUUUACUAAUUCAUCUGGGGCACAUUACUUGUGUUCAUUGUCUGUGAGGUAAUAUAUUCUAACACUUGAUAGGAUACAUUCACAAAUGUUUUCAUGACAGUUUGUAAAGACAGAUGAUUGAUUUGCUGCCUAGGAUGAAUUGUAUACUUAACAACAAACACUGAUGGCUUGCUGUCAAGAUUUCAAGUCAGUAAAAAUGUUCUAUACCAGCAUGACCUCCUUAUGUACAAACUCAAUCCAGAGGUGGUUGUGUUCUGGUACAUGUACUGUUCCGUUUCCUCUGUUAUAUGAUAUUUGGGUGAAAAAGUAAUUUUCUUUGAGGUUAUAUCAGCAUCAAUCCAUUAUUUUGAAAUAAAAAGUUGUAAUAAGUGGUUUUAUUUAUAGUUAGUAAGUAGGUAUUAUGUAAUGGGUUGGACUAUACUGUUCUUAAAGUUUUAGUCUGUUUCAUAUGUGAUAGCUAGAUAGAUUAUUGCAGGUAGGUUAGUAUUGUAGUAUUAUUACUUACACUCGUGUUGGAAGACUUGAUGAAUGAGUAGAUUUUUUUAGACAAUUCAAAAUGAGUAUACUUGAAUGUACUGGGUAUUGUAGACAUAAUAAAUGUUCAUGUACAAUUAUCUUGUAUCUCCAUUAUUUUAGUUGAUGCCAUAUUUUUUAAAUUAAAAGCAUUUUAAA